GUGUAAUUCCUGUGCAACGUGAAAAGCGUCAUCCAAAACAUAUGAUCUCUGGUAAAGAAAUCAUGAUAUCCCCAAUGGGUCCGGAUACCAUUUUCGAAGCAAAUGCUAUCGUUAAAAUUCCUUCAAAUGUCCCUCCUUCUGGUAAAACAAAGUUUAUGUUGAUCAAGAAUAAACUUCAAAUUAAAGUCACUUUUGAGCGUUCUCGUCAUAGUGUGAUGAUCAUGAGAGAAAUUGUCAUCGGAAGAAAUUUCUUGGAUGACAAAUCCGCUGCUGAUAUGAGAGAAUCCAUGGAUUAUUUCUCGAGCUGA
Molecule: messenger RNA, 308 nt
Organism: Funneliformis geosporum
Lineage: Eukaryota; Fungi; Glomeromycota; Glomeromycetes; Glomerales; Glomeraceae
Source: the annotation of a GenBank genome assembly